CUGUUUUGAAUGGACCAACAUUUUGUGGAUUAAAACGAAAACGAACCAAGUGCUGAGAUCGUGCCAAGUGUUUUGUGUCCACAGUGUCUUGUCAGUGGUGUUUGUGUGUAUGUGUUAGUGUACGUGUGUGAUUGUGUGUGUGUGGUGUCUUGUCUUGUGUUGGAGCGAGUCAAUGCGCUUCCGCACGAGUCCGGCCACGCCACACCGUCUUGGCCUCUGCCAAAGGUGAUGAGGUGGUAGCGUGAAGUCAAGCCACGACGAGAAACGAGAAGAGUCAGCCGAGAACCAAUCAUCGCAUUGGUUGCGAAAAAAAAAAAAGAAAAGAAAGAAAGAAAGGAAAAAAAAAACAAGGCUUUUCAUCUUCCCUGUUCAUUGGAAAAUUCCAGAACCCAAAACAAAAUAUAACAGAAGAAAAUGGAUGUAUCGAUAGCGGUGCCCAGUCCGCGGGUGCAUUCGGACGCGACGACGGCCUCUGCGGCCCCCUCUGCGGCCCUCAGUUUACCUUCGCCGACGUCGGCGAUGACGUCUGUAGCUGCGCAACAGACGACGACGUCGCCGCCACCCAAUUCGAUGGACACGGGACAGACGACCCUAGUCCACGCCCGGCUCGACGCCCGCGACGUCAUGGCCGCCUCCGAUUCUGGUCAGGAAGACGAGGAGCUGUUGGAAGACGGUAGUCAUCAUCAUCAUCACCAUCACCAUCACCAUGACAGUAGUAACGCGUCGACGCCCAAUGUGACGUCGAAAACAGCCGCCGACAACAACGCCAAUGGGUCGGCCCCGACGGCCGAUGAGGAUGACGACGCCGAAGAGGACGAGGACGAUGACGAUGAAGACGAUGAGGACGAUGACGACGAUGUUGAACGCUUCGAUGGAAAGAUCGUUUACAAUCCGGACGGCUCUGCCUACAUCAUCGAAGAGAAUAGCCAGGGAGGCGGCAGCGAUUUGGAGGAUAUCGCCGUCAGAUUGCCGAAACUGGAAGGCGCCAUUGUGGACGGCCGUCGAGGAGCGCAGAACUUGGACGACGUGGCCGCUUCGCUGCCGCAGAUUGCCAGCGCUCUCUACGUGUCCCGGCCGCAGGCUAAACAGCGCCUUUACUACGGGGCUAACAGCAGCGCGUGUUCCGGCAGCGACGGCGGCGGCGGCGGCGGCGGCAAACACUCGGCCGCCGCCAGAGCCAACGCGGCCGAGCCCGUCAUGCACAGCUUCCGCGUCUACUCUGCCCGCCGCAAUUCCGAUUCGAAGAGCAACGCGCCAGUACCUGCCGCCUUUUCGAUUGCCGACUGCGGCGGCAGCCACUCGUCGGUGCCCAUCAAGCCGAUCCUCAUGUGUUUCGUGUGCAAACUGUCGUUCGGCCUGGCCAAGACGUUGGUGUCGCACGCGACGGGCGAGCACGGCGUGCGGCUGGACGACGAAGAGAAGCGCAUCUUGGGCCAGGCCAACACGUCGGCCAUCCUGCAGCUGGUUGGCAAGAGCAAAGAGCCGGUCGUUUCGUUUCUCGAGCCAGUCACGUCGUCCGUCAACCAGGUAACAGCCGGGCAACAAGAGCCCAGCAACAGUCAUAAUAAUAAUCACUCGUCGUCCGCCGACGACAUGGACGCUGACGAUAUCAAAACGGAGCCGGCCAACAACGACGAGUCGUUUGAAACGAAAGAGACGUCGUCCGUCUCGUUCAAUCGGCCCCGUUCCAGCAGUCCCGUCGGUAACCAUAGCAACAGCAACAACAGUAACAACAGCAACAACAACAACAACAACGGCCGAACGAGCGUCUCGUCGCCGUCUGCCGCCAGUUCGGCCACGCCGUCUCCGCUCUCGCCGCAGCUCCAACUGACGCCGGCCAACGUCAGCAUGGCUUCGAUCGCGGCGGCCGCGGCCAGCUUCGGCAACCCGUUUUUCAGUCAACAGCUGCAGCAGCAGCAACAACAAAUGUACCAACAGCAGCAACAACAACAGCAACCCGACGUCGUCCAGGGCCUGUUGAGUCCAGGCUUGAGCAGCUCGGCGGCGGCGGCCAUGGCCCUGGCCACGCGCAACUCUUGCAAGACGCUCAAGUGCCCAAAGUGCAACUGGCACUACAAGUACCAAGAGACGCUCGAGAUCCACAUGAAGGAGAAGCACCCGGAGAGCGAGACGUCGUGUUUGUACUGCCUAACUGGCCAGCCUCAUCCUCGGCUGGCCCGCGGCGAGACGUACACUUGCGGCUACAAACCUUAUCGAUGCGAAGUCUGCAAUUAUUCGACGACUACCAAAGGUAACCUCAGCAUCCACAUGCAGUCGGACAAACACCUGAACAACGCCCAGGAACUGCAGCAGAACGGCCAGCAAGCGAACGCCGGAAGCGCUGGAGGUGGCGUGGGAGGCGGAAGCGGAAGCGCUCACAACACGAGCGCCGAGUCGCUGACGUCGCCCACCAAGACGGGCCCGGGCGCGUCGUUGCUGCACCACCAUCACCAUCAUCAGCAGCAGCAGCAGCAGCAACAGCAGCAGGCCGCCUCGCUGCAGUCUGCCGUGAACAACCCGACGUCCGUCAACACUAUGACCGGCAGCCCGGCUACGUCGUCUUCGGUGCCGUCGAGCCAGUUGGCGAAAUUGACGGCGCCGGCCAAUAAGCCGACGUUCCGCUGCGACGUUUGCAACUACGAAACGAACGUCGGACGCAAUUUGCGCAUCCACAUGACGAGCGAGAAGCACACGCACAACAUGAUUAUGCUCCAGCAGAACGUCAAGCGCAUGCAACAGCUCUCGGUCCUCCAGCAACACGAUCCGUCUUCCGUCGCGGCCAUGCAAUCGGCGCCCGGCGGAGCCGAGGCUGCGCUAGCCGAUAUGGCCUACCAGCAGGCGCUCUUCAUCCAGAUGAUGACGGGAGGCCAACUGCCCGGACAAGGUGGGCAAAUGGCCGACUCGCAAUCUCCGUGGGCGGCGGCGAUGGGCGCCGCGGUUGCUGCUGGUGCCGGUGGCGGUGCCGGUGCCGGACAGUCGAUGGCCGGCGUGGGGCCGUUGGUUGAUCCGGGCCUCAAUCCCGAAACGAUGGAGCCGCUUCCGGAGCCGAUGGAUCCUAAUCCGUCUCACGUGUUCCAGUGUCUGGUGUGCAGCGUCUUUUGCGGCGACGUUGCCGAAGUGGUUGCCCAGCAUGUUUCGGCCGACCGUUCGCGCCAGCGGGAACACGAAGCCCUGCUCCUCAUCGGCGGCCAUUACCUGUGCCGACUCUGCGCCUACAAGACGACGCUCAAAGCCAAUUUCCAGCUGCACUGCAAGACGGACAAGCACUUGCAGCGGCUGCAGCACGCGACGCACAUCCAGGAGGGCGGCGCCCGCAACGACUGGAAACUCCAGUACGUGACGAGCACGACGAACCCGGUCCAGCUGCGCUGCAACGUCUGCGAGUACUACACCAACAGCGUCCACAAGCUGCAAGUGCACGCGGCCAGUCCGCGCCAUCAGCUGGCCGUCGAGCUCUUCCGCUUUGCUUCCGACGAGGCGGCCGCUUUGGCCAGGUCGAACGGCAGCGGCGCCGUUCAAUUCCAGUGCCGCCUCUGCCAAUACGAUUGUCCCAACAAGACGGCCUUGCUCCAGCACGCCCGCUCCCUCCGCCAUUGCCAACUGGAACAGCUGGCCGAACUUCAGCGACGCAGCACGGCCAGCGCCAACGGCUCCAAGGAGAUUCUCGGCCCGCUCGAACUCCGCGAUCUCUUCGCCGCCGUCCCCACGGCCGCCGAUUCGGACGACGAAGGAGCGCCAUCAUCGCAACUCCAGUCAGCUAAUGGAACAGAAGCCGACCGAGCUCACCUCCUGACCGAUCACGACAUGUCCACUGCGACAACAACGAAGAGUUUGCGGCUACAACAACAACAACAGCAAGCCGAACAAGUGACGAACAAUAACGAAGCCAAAGCGUCGAAUGAAGAAGGCAGCAACACGGGCGUGAGUUGCCCCCUGUGCCAGAACCGUUUCGCCGACCGGGCUCAAGUGGAGCAACACGCCGCCACGGUGCACAACGUCAACGCCGAGGGCCUGGAACGUCUCAUGCUGCUGGUGGAGCAGGCCAACUGGCUCAACGCAGCCAUGCAACAACAACAACAGCAACAGCAACAGCAACAGCAACAACAACAACCACAACAACCACCAGCAGCAGCAGCAGCAGCAGCAGGUAACAACAACGCUCUGUGCCGGCCUGAGGAAGACGCGAGGCGCGAAUCGCCGUCCUCUGGCGAGGACGAGAGCGAAUCGCCCGCUCCCGUGGCCGCUCUCCUUCACCAGCAACAGCAGCAGCGCGGCCAGCAACAGGCGGCCGUCGUGCCGCCGGCCGCCACCGUCUCGGAGAGGCACGCCUACAAAUACCGCUGCCCUCAGUGCUCGCUGGCCUUCAAAACGCUGGACAAGCUGCAAUUGCACUCGCAAUAUCACGUCAUUCGCGACGCCACAAAGUGUCCACUUUGCGGACGAUCAUUCCGCUCCAUCUUGUCCCUCCAGAAGCAUCUGGAGAGCUCGCACGCCGAGCUCACCGACGAGGAGGCCAACGUCCUGCGCCAGAGCCUCUUGUCGCACCCGUUGCUCCUCAGCGGACUGGCCGGACAGGCCAGCGAAGCGGCCAUCAGCGAAUACCUUCGCCGCGAACAGGCCGCCGCCGCCGAACUCUCUGGCGGUGAGGACGAAACGGACCAGGAAGAUUCGGCACUGCUUCAGAACUCCGGGCUGCUGGCCUCCACCAUGGACGAGGGUCAAGAGGAAAGCGAAGAGAUGGAUCACGAUCAGAUGGGCAGCGACUGCGGCCUGGCGCACAACCACAGCCAGAAGGGCGGCAUGGCGGGCGGGAACGGGGGCGCGACGGCAGGUCACGGCGAGCAGGUCCACCAGGGCACUCCGCUGGAGGAGUACCUCAACAGCGCCUCGGUGGCCGAAGAGACUUACGCCGACCCGGUCCGUCGCCACAAGUGCCAUCGGUGCAAGAUGGCUUUCACGUCUCAGAGUUACCUGACUAGUCACAACAAGACGAUGCAGCACCGCAAGGGCGAGAAGCUGCACUACCCCAUGGAGAAAUACCUGGACCCCAACAGGCCGUUCAAGUGCGACGUCUGCAAAGAGUCGUUUACGCAGAAGAACAUCCUCCUCGUUCACUACAAUUCCGUCAGCCAUUUGCACAAGCUCAAGAGGGCCGCUUCCCUCGCAGAGCCGGCCGCCGCCGCCGCUUCACCAGUCACACCCUUGCCGCCGUUGAUCGCCAGACCGGAACGGCCCGUCACGGCCAAUUCGACCUGCUCCACAGGAGGAGCCGCCAACGCCGCCAACGAGUCGCCGGCCGGCGGCCUGAACGGCAACAACAACAACAACAAUAGCAGCAACAACAGCAAGCCGUGGAAGUGCAACAUUUGCAAAGUGGCCUACAGUCAAGGAUCGACGCUGGACAUUCACCUGCGCUCCGUCCUCCAUCAGACGAGGGCGUCGAAAUUGCAAGAGCUCGCAGCUGCCGGACAGAUUGAUCUGACCCGGCCAUUGAUCGAACAGCCGUCACCUGGGACGGCCGCCGUUCAGAGCUCGCCCGAAUCGCCCGCCCUGCCCGGCCGUAAGACGAGCCCCGUCGCCAUCGAAAACGGGCUGGAUCAGCAGCAACAUCAGCAACAACAGCAACAGCUGGCCAUGGCCCUCGGACAACUCUACGGCCUGUCGGCUGAGCAACUGUUCCAGCAACAGCAGCAGCAACAGUUGGUCCAGCAGUACUACUCGGCCGUCGGCUUCAACAAUGCCGACAUCAAUUGGCCGAAUAACGCGAAAAUGGCCGAACGGGCCGACGAUUCGCCCGUCGCCCUACCCGACGACAACGCCAACAACAACAACAACAAAAUGAAUCUGCCCGCCCGGCGAUCGUCGCGCAUGCUCAAACACCUGCUGGGCAGUUACGGCUUCGAACUAGUGAUGCAAUUCAACGAGUGCCACCAGAAGCAACGCGGCGCCGGCCAACCUAAACAGCAGCAGCAGCAACAACAACAACUGCAGCGGGGCGACGACCAGCAGCAACAACAACAGCAACAACAAUCUGGCGUCAAUAACAUCAACCUCAACAGCUCGACGGCCAGCGAUCCGGCCGAAGAGGAGAACAAAGAAAACGCCAUGGAGACGGACUCUACAGUCCCAGCGGACAAGACGCCCGAAAUCCAGCGCUGCGUCUGCCCGCUCUGCCACAAGAGCUUCUCCAGUAUUUGGGUCCUCAAGGCGCACAGCGAGGAGGUCCAUCGUCAGAUGGUGCCGCCCCAUUGCGUCGAACAAUGCGCCGACGAGAUUAAACGGACGGCCAACCUCAACACUUCGACGUCGGCUCCGGCCGGCGUCGGACCUCAUUUGUCGCCCGUCGAACGGCUCCCGCCGCCGGGCAAUAUCGAUCGAGCCGAGCGCGAACCGACGGCCGAACUGGCCGUCGGCGAGUCGUCCUCGUCGUCGGCCGGGCCGGCUUCUGUGAAAGCGACGGCAGCGACGCCGCGGCCGGAGAGCACACCUACUCCGCGCACGGCCUCGUCCACUCCGAUUUCGACCAGCGCCGUUGAGUCGGCGGCCCAGGCUCAGGCCCAGCAGGCCGCCCAGAUGCAGCAGUCGCAAUUGGCGCAGCAGAUGAGCGACAUGCAGGGCGUUUUGAACGCCAUGGGAUUGGCGUCGCAGCUUCAACAGCAAUUCAACCCGAUGAUGAUGGGCUUGGCCGGUUUAGGCCUGCACGGCGCCGCCGGACUGGGCUUCAACAUGCCGGCCGCCGCUCUAGCCGCCAUGAACAUGCAGCCGCCGUUGAUGAACCCGUUCAUGAUGGCCGCUGGCCAUUUCGACCCGAUUCAAGCGGCCAUGGCUGCCCAGGCUGCGCAGAACAAUCCGUACCUGCAAUCGGCCAUGGAUCAGCAAGCCGGACAGUACGCCAAACAGCAACAGCAAAUGCAGCAGCAGCAACAACAACAGCAGCAGCAGCAGCAACAGCAGCAGCAGCAACAACAACAACAACAGUCGGCCGCUGGCGGCUCUUCUUCGGCCAACGUUUCGCAGGUAGGAAGUGCGGCCAGCAAUCAGCAACAGCAGCAACAAGCUGGCCAGCAACAAAAGAGAGCUCGCACUCGGAUUAGCGACGACCAGCUCAAGAUUUUGCGGGCCCAUUUCGACAUCAACAACUCGCCGUCGGAAGAGACGAUCGCGGAAAUGGCCCGCCAGUCCGGCCUGCCGCCCAAAGUCAUCAAGCACUGGUUCCGCAACACGUUGUUCAAGGAGCGCCAGCGCAACAAGGACUCGCCGUACAAUUUCAGCAACCCGCCCAGCACGACUCUGAACCUUGAAGAGUACGAGAAGACGGGCGAAGCCAAAGUCACUCAACUGAAAACCGAGGAGCAAAUGGAGAUCCAACGGGCUUUGAUCAGCACUCGGCCCGUGCCGUCGAUCAACAGCAAAGCGGCCAAGACGGCGGCCGCGGCUGCCGCAGCCGCCGCAGCAGCAGCUGUCGCGGCCACCAUGGCCUCGGCCGUCCCGCCUACCGCCGCUGCUCCUGUUCCUACACCCGAGGUGGUUCAAGUGAAGAAGGAAGCCGUCAGCGAAAUGCAGGACACUACGAUCGAAGACGUGGCCAGCCGUUCGACUCCGCAGCUGUUGCCCACGACGCCCGGCAAUCCGUUCCACAUGCGCAGCGGCUCGCCCAUGACCAACCUAUCGCUGGCCUCGCUCAUCAGUUCGCAGCUGAACGUCGACACGAAGAACUGCCACCUGGCCGCCGGCGGGGGGAUGUUCCCUCCCCGGCCGACGACGAGCGGAUCGGCCCUACCUAGUCCCGCCGCAGCCGGAUUGGCCGGUUUGAGCCCGGGCCGCAUGAGCACCGACCAAAGCCCGUUCAAUUUUUUCGCCACUUCGACUCCGCUGCCCAUGGCCCCUCUCACCCCGCCAGGUGGUGGAGGAGGAGGAGGCGGCAACUCGAGCAGCGGAGGAGGCGGUCCUGGCUCGUCGACGGGCAAACGCGCCAACCGGACCCGGUUCACCGACUACCAGAUCAAGGUACUGCAAGAAUUCUUUGAGAACAACGCCUAUCCGAAAGACGACGAUCUCGAGUACCUCUCCAAAUUGCUCUCGCUUUCACCACGAGUCAUUGUCGUCUGGUUCCAGAACGCCCGCCAAAAGGCGCGCAAAGUCUAUGAAAAUCAGCCGCCAGUUGCCGGAAGCGCCGGCGAUCCGGCUUCCACUUCUGGAUCGGCCACUCCUGGAUCUGGAACGUCGGGAGGUGGAGGAGCGGGAGCUGGAACGGACACCGAUGGUUCGGGCCGUUUCCAGCGAACGCCCGGACUCAACUACCAAUGCAAAAAGUGUCUGCUCGUCUUCCAGCGCUACUACGAGCUCAUCCGCCAUCAGAAGACGCACUGCUUCAAGGAAGAGGACGCCAAGCGAUCGGCCGUCGCCCAAGCGGCGGCCGCCCAGGCUGCCGCUUGUUUUUCAUCGUCGGACAACGACAACAGCAACUCGAGCUCCCUGGCCGACGCUUCCGUCAUGAGCGGAACGGCCUCGUCUUGCGGCAACGCUCCGCUCUUGACCAGUUUGCCCAAAUCAUCGUCGACGACGCUCAUCAAGACGGAAGCCAACGUCAGCUCAGCUCCUCCGCCACCGCCACUCAAACAGACGGACCAGUUCCAAACGCAACCAUCGACGCAACAACAACAACAACAACAGCAACAACAACAGGCCCAGUCGCAAAACGACUCGGCUUUCCACUGCGAACAAUGCGGAUUGACAUUUUCGCGCUUCGAUCUCUGGCGCGAACAUCAGAUCGUCCACAUCAUGAAUCCGGAUCUGUUUGCCAGCGGCGCCGCCAGUAAAAUGGCCGCCGGAAUGGAAACCCAAUACGCGGCUUUACUCCAGCAACACCAAGCCGCCGUCGUGGCCGCUGCCGCCGCCCAACUCUCGGCAAGUCUCCCGGCCGCCAGCGCCGGAAGCAGCGGACAGAUGACCCCGCCGUCCUCUGGCGCUCUGAUUCCGUCUGGAAGUAAGCGGAAGCACGAGGUGGUCGAAGAGGACGAGGAUCGCGGCGGAGGCGCCGGCGGGUGCGGCGGCAGCGGCAGCGGAGGAGGCGGCACGGACGGAGACGGACAACCACGCGACAAGCGUCUUCGGACGACGAUCCUGCCGGAGCAGUUGGAUUUCCUCUACCAGCAGUACCAGCUGGAAUCUAAUCCGUCACGGAAGAUGCUGGAGACGAUCUCGCGCGAAGUCGGCCUGAAGAAACGCGUCGUCCAGGUGUGGUUCCAGAAUACUCGAGCCCGCGAGCGCAAAGGUCAGUUCCGGGCCCAUGCCCAGGUCAUCAACAAGCGUUGUCCAUUUUGUCCGGCCCUGUUCAAAGUCAAAUCGGCUCUCGAGUCUCAUUUGGCCGGCCGACAUCCGGACCAGUUGGCCAAAGGCGAAGUCAACAUCGACGCCCUGCCCGACAUGACCGACGACGACUCGGACACUGGAAUGAACCUGAACAGCUCUCCUCAUUUAGGUUCUAGUUCCGUCUCGGCGGCGACGUCGGCCGACGCCAACUCGGCCGCCGCCAUCCAGGAAGCCUUGACUAAGAGACUCUCGGCCGUUUCCAACUACCAGCAGUCGAUGGCCUCCCUCUCGAUGCUCUCGUCCCUCUACUCGCAGGGCUUUGUAGCUCCCCUGCCCGGCUUUGAGGGCAAGGCUGAAGACGCCCUCAAGCGCUACGCCAGCGACUAUCUGGCCAACGCCGGAAACGGCGGCAACAACGGAGCCUCAUCGGCGGCCGCAGCGGUGGCCAGCGCGACGGCCGGCGGCAACGAACAGCGCCCAUCGACGGGCAAUCCAACUGGAGACGCUCCGCUAGAUCUGAGCCGGCCUCUGUCGUCGCUGCCGCAAGGUCUGACGCAGGUGCGACCAGAAAGCGCCAUGCAAUCGGACGUCGGGACGGACGACAACCGCUCGGAGCACUACAUGGACUACUUUGACGAAAGCAACCCGUCUUCCCCGUUGCCCUACGGCAAGAUGGGCGGCGGUGGGGGUGGCGGCGGCGGUGGCAACCAAAGCAAUUCGGGCAACGCCAGCGUGACGGGCUCGGCGUCCGGCGGCCAGAACAAACGGUUCCGGACGCAGAUGAGCGCCGUCCAGGUCCGCGUCAUGAAGUCGCUUUUCUCCGACUACAAAACACCGACGAUGGCCGAAUGCGAAGCUCUCGGCCGCGAGAUCGGCCUGCCCAAACGGGUCGUCCAGGUCUGGUUCCAGAACGCGCGGGCCAAAGAGAAGAAGAACAAGUUGAACGCCCAGAAAGCGGCCGGAGAUUUGUCGGGCAGCGAGAGCGCCACCAAACAGCCGGACGGCUGCGACCUUUGCGAUUUCAAAUAUUCGCACAAGUACGCCGUCCAGGACCACAUUUUCACCCACCAGCACAUCGAACGCGUCAAGAUCCACGUGGCCGAGCAGUCGGGCAAACACGGCGACGACAUGCCGUCGUCGGCGCAACGUCCAUCCAAGAGCGGCUCGGGCCAUCAGCAAGACGGUCAAGAGCCAUCGACGCCGGUCGGCACGGGCGCAUCCAGCGCCGAGACGACGACUUCGCCGCCCAGCAACGCGGCCGAAUCGGCGCAGCUAGAAGCCCUGCUCCUUCACCAACUGUACGGCAUGGGCUACGGAGCGGCCGGUGUUCCAGCUGCGGCUCUGGCGGCCGCGGCCGCCGCAGCAGCCGCCUCGUCGUCGUACAACAACUCCCAGCAACAGCAGCAGCAACAACAACAGCCGAGCACCAACGUCAUGGCUGCCGGUCCGGCAGGAAUGUGGGGUCAAGGUGGUGAGAACUAUCUGUUGGCCAUGCUCCAGCGGAGUCCAGCAGCCCUACAGCAAAUCGCCAAGACCUUCUCGGAGUCGGGAGUAUCUGAGGCACGUUUUACGCUGGACGGCAGCACUCGAUCGUCGCUGGCCGACCAUUUGACAUCGACGGAAAUGAAAUUCAUACGGACGCAUUCGACUGACGUCGGCGUCUUGUGCAAAGCGUGUCAGACGCUCUACGGCUCGGAGGUCGCUGUAGUUCAACACCAAAGGGCCGGCUGCCCACAGACGGCCGAAUCGUCUGCAGCUUCCAGCGGUGGAGCCACUCGUCUGGUUUUGCUGCAACACGAGUGCAUGGCCUGCGAAGAGAAGUGCCCCACCUUGGCUGAAUUGCGCAAUCACCUGAACGGCGAGCCUCACCGACGCCAGACGGCCAAGUUGACGGGCAAUAUGGUCAACGGAAACGCCACCUCGACGUCCAGCAGGUUAGCCGACGAUCAGCUGCCUCUCCUUCCACCGAUGCAAGCCAAUUCUCCAUCCAGCGGACUCAGCUCGCAAAUCGAGGACGUGGUCAAGCAGUUGACCGCUCUCGCCCAGGCGACUGCGACCAAUCCGGGAGCGGCAGCGCCAUCCUUUGGCGUCAAAAAUAACAGCGGCGACUGCGACACCAACGCCAACAUCGCCCAGCGCAAAGCCGCUACCUACGGACAGUGAACAUGGUCGGCAUUGAAUUGUUUUUGGUUGCCGAACCCUACCGAUUAUGACGAACCCGCCCCCUCCCCCAUCGAAUGUGACCAAGAAAUGAAUGGACGACUAUAUCUUUCGUUUUGUGACGUGUUGUUGCGAGAGACAACUGGAAAAAAAGACGGUGGUUCUUUGCCAUUUUUUUCCCCAAACCAAACUCUGGAACGCUCGCUCUCUAGUUUUGUGUGGGUGUCUGCCGUGUCCGUUUUACCUGUGUAUGUGUAUAUGUGUGUGUGUGUGUGUGUGUGUUUGGCACUCUAUUUACUCCUAUAUACUACUACCACUACUAUUACUACUACUCUCUAUAACCCUUCCCUCCAUUACAAUAUUCCGGUUUACGAGCCGGUGUUACCGCACGGACUUUGAUGUGGUGGAACUAAGAGACUGGAACGUUUUUUGUUUUUUUUUUGUCUUUUCCAUACCCAGUUUUUUCUUUUGGGUCUCCGCCACUCCCGAUGGCCGCGUCGCUACCUGGCCAUAGCUCCGGAUAUAUUCUCACAUGGUUCCUAUUUCACGUAGUGAUAACCAGUACAUAUAUAUAAUAAUAUUUAAAAACAAUAAUUAAUAAUAUUUAAAAAAAAAAAAAAAAUGAAAAAAAAAAAAAAAAUCAAGGCAUUUUCAUUCCACCCAAUUUUUUGUUUUUGUUUCGGUCGUCCUUGAUGUCAUCGUCUGUUCAUUUUUUUUUUUUAUCUUGGAAGGAAAAGAAAGAAAAAUGUUUUUACGAAUCCCCCCCCCCCGUCCCGUCCCUCCCCAAAUGACCCUAGAUUUCCGUGUUUUUAUUUGACACGUAUAUGCUGUAUGUCUGCGUGCAAAUCUCUCGUUCUCUGAAUUUUUUUUUUUUUCGUUUCAUUUUUUGGUUGAAACUCCCUCAUCGAUUUCUUUCCGCGAUUUUGUUUUGACACGACACCCCCCUCGAUUUUGCUCAUUCUUUAUUUUUAUGAUUUAAAAAAAAAAUUGGCGAACUAUCUUGGGCAAUGAAGACGAAAGAUGAGUAAUGGGGAAACCAACGGCUCAUUCGAAUCGUAUGCGAUUAUUCAUUCAUGAAACAAGUCCUCCCACCACAAAUGGUUUUUUUUUUUUUUUGCUCCUGUCGUCAUAUCAUUCGCAGCGCGGGGGCGCGAAAAAAUUUGGAAAUUUCUUUUUGUUUUUCAAAAUUUUGCGAUCGAGGCGAUGCGAUUUUUAAUUUCUAUUUUGCGAUUUUUUUCUUGGAGAAAAAAAAAGAAAUACCUCCCCCCAUUUUUUAACCCUCCCAUGGUCCCCCCUCUCCCAAUGAUCCAAUUUAUCUCUGAAUAUAUAUACAACGCCUAUUGCUUUGUCCACAAGCACCACGAACGAACGUUCCUACGUCGAAAGCCUUGUUAUCGAAGAAGAAAAAAAAAAAAAAAAAAAAGAAAAAAAAAAAGAAAAAAAAAACAAACAAAAAAAAAGGAAUCAUUUUGAAAUAUUUGAAGCUUUUUUUGUUUUUAAAGAGGAAAACGAGGAGUGGAGAGAAGCAAAGAUGAUGAAUAUCCGAUUAUUUCGUCACUUGUAUUUUCUCUCGUGUUUUUUGUUUUCUUGUCGUUCUUUUUUUUUUAUUUGGAUAUAUUUUUUUUCUCCCAAUCAUUUGUGAACGUAAAAAAAAAAAAAGCAGUACUUUUUUUUUUCUUGGUCGAAAUUAUCUUCGUUCUCUCUCUCCUCUCUCUCUCUGUCGUCUUGUUGGAGCUGUCGUGACGCCAUCUCUCGUUAUUAUACACACGAAAAAGAAACAAAAAAAAAAAUUGUGGUUGUUGUUUUGUUUGUUAUUUUUUUUUUUUUUAGCUUACCCCCAAAUGCCAAUUGAUUUCCUUUGGGGGACAUGUGAGAGAGAGAGAAAUUCAAACGUGGCGCCAUCAGCAAUAAUAUCUAGCAACAGCGUUGCCACAACAAUUUUUUAUUAAAUGAUCGGCGUUCGUAUUUUUCACUUCACUAUUUGCGCGUUUCGGAUGAUUUCAAGCAAGCACUUGAGACACUGCCUGCAAAACACACAGUGAAAAAAAAAAAAAAGAAAAGAAAAGGCUGAUGAAUCAUUCCUUUUUUUUUUCUUUUGUGCUGCCAUUUUACGAGUAGAAGUGUUUUUUUUUUUUUUUUAUGUCGUUUGAUGGAAGAAACAAAAAUUCCAUGACUACAAAGGAGGAUAUCACAUGAUGCGCAGCGUUUUGAAUUGCGCCAAGGCUAGUUUUGUUUUGCGUGAAUUCAGAGUACCAGUUACGACUAUCUAUAUAUACAAUUGUUUGUAUUAUUGGCGUUUUUCGAUGGUUUCCACGUUUCUUUGUUCUCUCCUCUUCUCCUGUUAUCAUUUUCGGCUUUUUUCGAAACAUUUUUUUGUGUGCGUGUGUCGUGUUGAUUUUCUUGACACAAUCGUUCGUCUUUUUUUUUUUUUUAUGAUUAUUUUUACGACGAUGAAAUGAUCAUUAUCCAAGGCUACCUCACCUGGAUACUCAAGUUCCUAUCAAAUAAAGCCUUUCUGACGACGACGACAACAACACAUCAACAUCAAAGUGAAAAGAAGAAAAAUACAUAGUCUCUCUGUCACGUAAGACAUCCCUUCGCUGAAAGAAAAGAAAACAUUCUUUUUUCUUUUUUGGUGGUAUUAAAUCAAUGUGUAACAGACACAUGAGCAUUCCCGACGAGGUGUACAGUACGUGUGUAUGUAGAGUGGCGCCAAGUUUGUGUUCCAAACAAAAAUAUUUUUCCCCCCUUCGAUAGAAAAAGGUGGGCGGGCGGAAUCCUGCCGAUUUUUUUUUUUUUUUUUUUUUUUUUGAGCAAACGUUUUUCAUUUUAUCAGACAACAUUUUGUUUUGUCGGUUUCGUUUUCUUUUUUUUCUUUUCGAAUAAAGAAAAAUCUGUGUGUGUGUUUUUUUUUUUCCGUGUGCGUGAAUGCGUGUGUAUGUCUCUGUGGUUAUGUAUACACGACCCCAGAGCCUUGGGAUUCCAUGGCUGACAUUCAGUGUUUCGCUCUAGCUCUCUCUCCAUCUCUUUCUUUCUGAUGUUUUGUUUUUUUUGUUUUUUUUUUUUUUUUGAAAAUAACAACAUGGGUCAUUAUUUCGUCAACAGGCUCCGACACCCACGUUUCCCCCCGUUUUUUUUUUCAUUUAUUACAUCAUAGUUUGAUUCUAACUAUGUUGAUUUCAACUGAACGAAAGAUGUUCUUUUAUUAUUUAAUGGGCUAAAAUAAUCGCGAAAAGUUCGCGGGAGAUUCAAAUUUUGACAUUGCCCUCACCCUGCAAGCUCCACCCUCACAAACAAGACAUGUUGUAUUAUAUUAUAAACUAAAUAGUUGUGUUAUUAUCGUUUUAUUUUUGCCCAGUUUGUUUUUUUUGUUUUUUUUUGUGUUUUUCGAUGUGGAAGAAUUUUUGUUGGUGGUUCAGUUCUUUUUCAAACCAUUCGCCGACGAUGAUGGCACAUUCCGAAUUUUUCAAUUUUCUCUCCUUUUUACCGUAUGCGAUGACGUGUCCCCCAACCGUUUUUCUGUUGUUUUUUCUUUGAGGGGGGAUUUUUUUUCGUUCUCUUUUUUUUCUUUUCGGGAACAGGAAAAAUGAGAUGAAAAUGUUUUUGCGUGGAGGACCGAGUUCCUCACGUCUUAAAACAUCUCCAUGUAAUAUUCGUUGAAGACGCAUUCCCUCUAAAUUCAAUCGAAAACAAAAAAAGAAAUCAUUUUCUUUCACUCUCCCCGCCCCCCCCCUCCGAUUUUUUUGAAAAACAAUUCAACUUACCCGACCUUAUUAUUUUUCUUAAAUUAAAUUAAAUUAAACAAAAAAAAAACAAUUGUGUUGUUGUGUUGGAAAUUCAUUUGUCUUUCGUGAUGAUGGGGCAGUAUAUAUUACAAUGUGAUGGAUGCUGACUGUUCUUUCUGUAGAAUUUAUCCGUGGCUUCUGGCAAUACAAA
Molecule: messenger RNA, 15408 nt
Organism: Daphnia carinata
Lineage: Eukaryota; Metazoa; Arthropoda; Branchiopoda; Diplostraca; Daphniidae
Gene: zfh2
Product: zinc finger protein 2-like
Exons: 4
Coding region: 415-11475 (3686 amino acids)
Biological process (GO): regulation of transcription by RNA polymerase II
Cellular component (GO): nucleus
Molecular function (GO): DNA-binding transcription factor activity, RNA polymerase II-specific; RNA polymerase II cis-regulatory region sequence-specific DNA binding; zinc ion binding
Source: RefSeq, a predicted model, not a curated record